AUGGGCUCGUCAUCAGAAACAGCCUCGAACCUGGCACUCCCGGACGCGUCGUCGCCGGAGCUCGUGCUGGCACACCCGACGGCGGCCGAGCGGCGGCACAACUGGACGCUGUCGCACGCCAUGUGGGGGGGCCUGCUGACGCGGGAGCAGUACCUGGAGCGCGAGGCGCACCUGUCGUCGGCGCCGGCGCUGUCGCGGGACGGCGGGCUGACGACGUGGAUCCUGACGCUGGCCGGCGCGCCGCCCGACGCUCGCCCCAUCUUGUCGUCGUGCGAGACGCUGCGCAAGCGCGCCCUUGUCGCCGACGGGACUGCUUCUCGAGGAGGGGGCCAGGUUGUUGUGGUCGAGGACGGCGUCGCCCACGGCCUCGGCUCCGUCUUCACCGACUCGCGCUUCCGCGGCCGCGGCUACGCCGGCCGCAUGAUGCAGGAGGUGGGCAAGGCGCUGCGGUCGUGGCAGGUCGACGGCAAGGACGACGACGACGGCAAGGUCGCGGCGCGGGACGACGGCCGCCACGUCCUCUUCUCGGUGUUGUACAGCGACAUUGGCAAGUCGUUCUAUGCGCGCCGCGGCUGGGCGCCGUUUGAGAGCAGCCAUGCGACGUUUCCGCCCUCUGCUGCUGCGGCUGCAGAGACCAACAGCACGGUAUUGCGGCCCAUCACGGAUGCUGACGAGAUCAUGGAGCUGUGUAUCAUCGACGAGCGGUUGCUGCGAGCGAAGUUGGCGCGCCGCGCAGGGGCCGGCGGCAGGAAGUGCGUGGCGCUGGCGCCCGAUGCCGAGACGAUGAUGUGGCACUUGGCGCGCGAGAAGUUCAUCAUGGGCCGCGUGUUCAGCGGGCAGACGCUGCCGACGGUGCGCGGGGCCGUGUACGGCAGCCCGGGGCGGCGCAUCUGGGCGCUGUGGACGCGGUGGUACUACAAGGAGGGCAACCUGCUCAACGUCCUGCGGCUGGUCGUCGAGGACGAGCGCGACGAGGCCGACAGCAGCAGCAGCAGCAGCAGCAGCAGCUCGUACCUGGCCGAGGGCGUCGGGGCCAUUUUGAGGCUGGCCCAGGCUGAGGCGGCCGCGUGGCGCUGCGAGGACGUGCAGCUGUGGAAUCCCGACGCGAAGCUUAGGGGCUUGAUCGAGCGCUCGGGAGUCGAGCACAAGUUUAUCGACCGCGACAGCGCAAGCAUUGCUAGCCUCAUGUGGUACGGUGACGGGGACACUCGGGAUAUUGACUGGGUUGCCAAUGAGAAGUUUGGCUGGUGCUGA
Messenger RNA from Lasiosphaeria miniovina, 1254 nucleotides. RefSeq lists its product as uncharacterized. The transcript has a single exon. Lineage: Eukaryota; Fungi; Ascomycota; Sordariomycetes; Sordariales; Lasiosphaeriaceae. Bases 1 to 1254 code for a protein of 417 amino acids. The record is from RefSeq and is a predicted model, not a curated record.